Puntigrus tetrazona (Sumatra barb) is the source of this 2964-nucleotide messenger RNA. RefSeq names its product secernin 3 (gene scrn3). Gene Ontology annotation, biological process: proteolysis. Bases 166 to 1422 code for a protein of 418 amino acids. Gene Ontology annotation, molecular function: dipeptidase activity; cysteine-type exopeptidase activity. The record is from RefSeq and is a predicted model, not a curated record. NCBI's taxonomy places the organism in Eukaryota, Metazoa, Chordata, Actinopteri, Cypriniformes, Cyprinidae. The transcript is spliced from 8 exons.
AUCAGAUAGCCCUGCAUGCGGAUUUCUGUCAAGUGCGGCCAGUUUUGUUUAUGGAGAAAGGAAAAGGAAAGUAAACACAUGUUUAAUUUCAUCGAACAGAGAAGCGAUUCUCGUCACACCUGCUAUUUUUAUAUACGCUGAGUCGGCCAAGUUGUUUAGGUUAAGAUGUACCCGACCUCCUGCGACACAUUUGUAGCCCUGCCUCCAUCCACGGAGGGUCAGCGGAUAGUCUUCGGGAAGAACUCCGACAGACCCUGCGAUGAAGUUCAAGAGGUGGUCCACUUCCCCGCCAAAACGCAUGAACCGGACGAGAAAGUGGAGUGUACAUACAUACAGAUAGAGCAGGUGGCUCAGACGUAUGCCGUGGUUCUGAGUCGUCCCGCCUGGCUGUGGGGGGCGGAGAUGGGGGCAAACGAGCAUCAGGUGUGCAUCGGGAAUGAGGCGGUGUGGGGGAAAGAGAGCGUGGACGGCGAAGAGGCUCUCCUGGGCAUGGAUCUCGUCAGGCUGGCUCUGGAGAGGGCAGACACCGCUCAGCGGGCUGUAGACGUCAUAACAGAUCUGCUGAAGAACCACGGCCAGGGAGGGAACUGUAUGGAGGACCAGUGUGGAUUCAACUACCACAACAGCUUCCUCAUAUCAGACCGCACGGAGGCCUGGGUGCUGGAGACUGCUGGGAAAUACUGGGCGGCAGAGAGAGUGGAGGCGGGCUAUCGAAACAUCUCCAACGAGUACUCCAUCACUACUAAGAUCGAUAGGGAGCACCCGGAGUUGAGGACGUAUGCGGAGAAGCAGCGCUGGUGGAACGGAAAGACUGAGUUCAACUUUGCUAAGGUUUACUCCUACUCCAACACAGCCCGGAUCGAGGCCGCAGAGGGACGCUACUGUGAGGGACGCAAGCUCCUGCAGAAGAGCUCAGGCCACAUCACAGCGGAGAAGAUGAUGGAGAUUUUGAGGGAUAAGGAAAGCGGUAUCAACAUGGAGGGGAUGUUCAUGACCACAGGAAGUAUGGUGUCUGUAGUCCCGAAAGACCAGAAUUUACCCGGCGUCCACUUCUUCACGGCUACUCCAGACCCCGAGCGGUCCGUCUUCAAGCCGUUUGUUUUCGUAGUGGAUAUAAAGCAGCUGAAGCACACGUGUUCUCCGUGUUUUGGAGACGAGGAUCCGGUGAAGAAGAAACCUCGUUUCCAGAGCAAACCCAACCGCAAACACCCCCUGUUUCUGAAGCACGAGGUGGCCGCCGCCGUCAUCGACAGCAACGGGGAGAGAGGACAGAAGAUCUUGGAGGAAUUGAGAGCGCUGGAGACGCAGAAGUUGGCAGAGAUGGAGAAAUAUCUAACGGCGGGGAUUGAAGAUGCUACGCUGCUGGUUCAUCUCUUCACAGACACCGCUGAAGAGGAGUUCAGGGUUUACAGCAACGCCUGAGGCUUAGGUCACGGGCUGUUGGGCGUUUCUUCAACGGAGGGCACUUUUGAACCCUUAGUUUCACUAAAUUGCAGAUUGAUUGGCGUGGAAGCAUAAUAAAAAUAUUCAGCUCACGUGUGAUUACAUCAUAUGCCUUGAAAUAUAAUUCGCUAAUUGUAUUCAGUGCUGAACUCUAAAAGUCCUUUUUUAUCCAAUAUAAUCAUAAUUCAUGUCAUUCCUCGUGGUCUUAUAAUAUUAUAAUGAUUCUAAUUAUAAUAAGGUCCCAUUUAGUGCAUUAAUGUAAUUUAUUGUUUGCAUUGUUAGUAAAUACAUUGUUUGUAAGUUCAUGACAGCAUUAAAUUAAAAUGGGUCUUUUUAUUCAGCAUACGUAGUAAACCUAUGUUAACAAAUUGUAAAGUCUUAAUAAAUUUUGUGCAUCUGAGAACUAAAAUCUAUAUAGAAACAUCUUAAAAUAUAUAUAUAUAUAUAUAUAUAUAUAUAUAUAUAUAUAUAUAUAUAUAUAUAUAUAUAUAUAUAUAUAUAUAAACGAAUGCAUGGUUAACAAAAUCCAAGACAGCUUCAUGUUUAAAGACCGCUCAAGCCCUCAGACGCCAAAGUUCCCAAAGUUGAAUAAACAGCCCUGUACUGCCAUCAAGAGCUAGCUGGAGAUGUCCUAUUAUUUAGACACUUACUGUAUGUUUGGAUAUCAUUUGAGAUGAUUGUACAGAAGGCUGCAUGCAUUUGAACCUGUUAAUGGUUUAGUCCAGGGGUCAUCAAGCUUCAACACACCUGCCUGGAAGGUUCAAGUAUACAGAGCAACACCGUGAUUAACUGCUUCAGGUGUGUUUGAUUAGGAAGGGAGCUAAACUCUUCAGAAACACCGCCCUUGGUGACCCCUGGUUUAGUCUCUAAUUGUUCUCAUUACUGAAAUGUACAGUUUAUGUCAUGGAUUGUUGUGUCAUGAAAUCCGGUGUCAAUUCCAGUCAUUUUAAUGUCUCUAUGAUGCACAGAAAUCCUAUGCACUCAACAAACACUUAAAGCUAGCUAAUUUAUCACUUUAAGAAAUGUUUCAUUUUGUGAACAGUUCACCGCUCUAGACCUAUUGUAUUGUCGAAGCACCUUUUGAUUUUAUUAAACUAUUCAGUCUUUUGGGGGGUGAGUCUAUCAGCGUUACACACCAAUAUGUUCCCUCUUUGCAAAAACACUCCAAAUCUGUCAGAUAGCGAGGGCAUGUCCUGUCCCUCACAUUUUCAGGAUUCAGGUCUGGGAUGUGGCUGUGUCCUUACGUAACCUCAGUCUCGUUUCCAGCUGAAUAAACAGCCUCAAAGUGUGACGUCCCCCCCAUCGUUGCUUCGCUGUGGUUAUGGUGUUCCUUUGGUUACGUGCAGUGUUGUUUUUUUAGGCCAUAACACAUUUUCCCACACGCUUUUGGGAGACGUAUAAUGCGUUUCUGCAAAAUGUAGCUAAGUUUAGAUGUUUUUCUUACCACCAUCUCGGCCCAGACAUGUAAAGAAUAUGGGAGAUUGUUGACACAUAUACUACAUAAACAGUACUUUCCAAAAA